Bursaphelenchus xylophilus (pine wood nematode) is the source of this 927-nucleotide messenger RNA. The record is from the annotation of a GenBank genome assembly. Lineage: Eukaryota; Metazoa; Nematoda; Chromadorea; Rhabditida; Aphelenchoididae.
AUGCAAGUCGCUGACGAAAUUCUGUUAACGCUGAAAGAUUCCCCCAUCCAGAUCUUUGACCGUACUCGAUUUAAUUGGAUUCUGCCACGGAAAAACCCCGGCUUCGAGCAACUUGUCAACCAGCUGGGUGUGUUAGCGGCAAAAGUAAAUAGAAAAUUGUUUUUAUCCAGUGCUUUCAGAACAAGAACCUUAGGAAACCGUUAACUUCGAUGACAAAAUUUAUUGAUUCGAAUGACGAAAAUCAGAAAAUUUUUAUAAGUUGGGAAAACGGAGAGAAGUGAGUACUCGGUUUUACAAUUUAUUUUCCAUUCCAGUGGAGUAAUCGUGCAUGGGUUUAUAAAAACGUCGAAAAAGAAACUAUAUCUGAGGGAUAAGAACGGCUUGCCUUAUAUCGAGAACCCUGUGUGCUUCAUGGACCAUUUUUUUGUGAAUGGAAACCAGGAAAAAGCCAUUGAAUUGAUCGACUUUAUCCUUCAAGUAAGUGGAAAUCGUUUAAUUAAAUUAUUUAUUAAUAGAAAGAGGAAACAACGAUCACCGAGUGUGCCUUUGACAGUCCCUCAAAAGAUCUCAUAACAAUCUUAGAAUCUCAUUAUGGAUUAAGUUAUCCAGUGCCACAAUCUAUUAACUUCUUGAUUUACGAUUCGUUCUUUGAUGGCUUAAAUUCUGUGGAUCAAUCUCAGAAUGGCUUCUCCAGCAGGGCCGCCAGUUCUCGAGCAUCUCCAACGCCUCUGAGUCAUGUAAAUUCAAUUCUUAGUGUUCUUAAAGCCAGUUUACAUACAUAUUAUGGAUUAUUUUUAGAGAUCGACCGACCAAGUUUCGGAUCUAAUCCAUUCCAAUAUCCGAGCCGAUCCUAUUAAACGAGCAGGACCAGAUACACCGCAAGGAAGGAAGUUUACUCGGGAUUUCGGCCAUCAAUCAAUCUGGUGA